This is a messenger RNA of Pseudopodoces humilis (Tibetan ground-tit), 4629 nucleotides long. RefSeq names its product solute carrier family 41 member 1 (gene SLC41A1). Gene Ontology annotation, molecular function: monoatomic cation transmembrane transporter activity. The record is from RefSeq and is a predicted model, not a curated record. Gene Ontology annotation, biological process: monoatomic cation transport. Gene Ontology annotation, cellular component: plasma membrane. NCBI's taxonomy places the organism in Eukaryota, Metazoa, Chordata, Aves, Passeriformes, Paridae.
GAGCAACCAGGAGCUGACCUCUGGAGCAGGAGUUUUUUGUGCUCUUUAUUUAUUUGCUGUGGGACAGUUUGGCAUGAACUGAGGUAGGGUGAAAGACGAGUUCUUGGAUAACCACGUUAAAUCCCAGGCUCUCCAAAUGCCAGCCCCCACCCGGCAGCCUGCCCAGCCCCGUGAGUAACCUUCACCGGGGACCUGCUGUUGCUCUGAGCGAGAGCUGUGCUCGCCUCGUGCUGCUGGGUGAGAAAUCCUUCUGGGGGAGGAGGAGGAGGACGGCGGUGACACUCGAAGCCUGCUGGAAUCGCUGGCUGUUGUGGCAGAAAGCCGGCAGGAGCCUCCAGACUGGAAUUCUGCAGGGGGACAGUGCCACCGGAGGAAGUGGCAAAGCCCUGGUAGCAAGAAGAGCCUGAGUGGGAUCAUCUCUAAAAGCCAGUCCUUUCCUCUGGUGUUCCUUUAAGCUUCUGCGUCCUUCACUUCAUCUGGUUUUCCCUCUGCCCCGUCACAUCUGCUGGGAAGAAAAACUGGGAAAAGAUGCGCUAAGGCAUCCCACAUCAAGGGAGGAAAGCUUGGCUCGGUGGCUGCUGGGGCACACAGCGCUGGAGAGGAGCAGAGCCGCAGGGAGCUGCUGCCAUUCCCAGCUCCUGCCGUGUCCCCUGCCCUGCUCGGUGUCCCCUGGGCGCUGCUUGAUGGGGAUCUCUGCUGCAGGAGCAGGCUCUGCACUCCGGGCCGGGCGAGCAGGGCUGGCACAGCUCACCCCUAGAUGCUGGAAAGGCCGUGUGGAUAAGCUGCUGGCAGAAGAUCCCUUCUGGAGCAGCUGCUGGCUGUAGGCCCACCGAGCCAAGGGUCAGGAGAGCCUGUCCUGCAGCAUGACUUCCAAGCUGGAGCAGAAGGAGACCCCCCAGGCCAACGGGGCCGCGCUGCCCGGUGUGCCCGGGGACAGCCUGGCCAGCCCGGAGCGCGCCCAGCGCCCGCAGCCCUCGGAUUUCCUGGGGCCCGAUGGCUCCGCUGUGGAAGUGGUGGUGCUGGAGUCCCGUGCCAACGCCAAAGGGGUGAGGGAGGAGGAUGCCCUGCUGGAAAACGGCAGCCAGAGCAAUGAGAGCGAUGACACCAGCACGGACCGGGGUCCUGAGCCCGCCUCGCCCCUCAAGGAAACCUCGUUUUCCAUCGGGCUGCAGGUCCUCUUCCCCUUCCUGCUGGCAGGUUUUGGCACGGUCGCUGCUGGAAUGGUGCUGGACAUUGUGCAGCACUGGGACGUCUUCAAAUACGUGACUGAGGUGUUUAUCUUGGUUCCUGCUUUGCUGGGCCUGAAGGGGAACCUGGAGAUGACCCUGGCAUCCCGCCUGUCCACAGCUGCUAAUAUUGGCCAAAUGGAUACACCCAAAGAGCUCUGGAAGAUGAUUACAGGGAACAUGGCUCUGAUACAGGUCCAGGCCACCGUGGUUGGCUUCCUGGCCUCGAUUGCAGCCGUGGUGUUUGGGUGGAUCCCAGACGGGCACUUCAGCCUGGCCCACGCUGUCCUGCUGUGUGCCAGCAGCGUGGCCACUGCCUUCAUUGCUUCCCUCGUCCUGGGCAUGAUUAUGAUUGGGGUGAUCAUCGGCUCCAGGAAGAUGGGGAUCAAUCCUGACAACGUGGCCACGCCGAUCGCUGCCAGCCUGGGGGACCUCAUCACGCUGGCCCUGCUGUCAGGGAUCAGCUGGGGCUUGUACAAGGAGCUGGAGAGCAGAGCCUACGUGAACCCCUUGGUGUGCGCCUUCUUCAUCUCCCUGCUGCCCAUCUGGAUCAUCAUUGCCAAGAGGAAUUCCGCCACGCGGGAGGUGCUGUACUCGGGCUGGGAGCCCGUCAUCAUCGCCAUGGCCAUCAGCAGUGUCGGGGGGCUGAUCCUGGACCGGACGGUGUCGGAUCCCAACUUUGCUGGGAUGGCCGUGUUCACUCCCGUCAUCAACGGUGUUGGUGGCAACCUGGUGGCAGUGCAGGCCAGCCGCAUCUCCACCUACCUGCACAUGAGCGGGGAGCCCGGAGACAGCCCCGGGACGGCCCCUCGGAGGUGCCCCAGCCCCUGCAGCACCUUCUUCAGCCCAGAUGUGAAUUCCCGCUCUGCCCGCGUGCUCUUCCUCCUGGUGGUGCCAGGACACCUGGUUUUCCUCUACACCAUCCACUCCAUGCAGGGGGGACACACCACGCUCACCCUCAUCUUCAUCGUCUUCUACAUGACUGCAGCACUGCUCCAGGUGCUGAUCCUGCUCUACAUCGCUGACUGGAUGGUGCACUGGAUGUGGGGCAGGCACCUGGAUCCCGACAACUUCUCCAUCCCCUACCUGACAGCUCUGGGGGACCUGAUUGGGACGGGGCUCCUGGCCCUGAGCUUCCACGUGCUCUGGCUCAUCGGUGACCGGGACUCCGAUGUUGGGGAUUAACUCUGCCCCUCCCUUCCCACAGCUCUCCUUCCAUCUGCUGUUCCUUUGCUUCCUCCUCCUCCCACCCCCUCGAGACUUCAUCUUUGAUACUGGAUUCUCAUUAUUUUCAAUGGGAAUUUUACGUGGUUUAUAUUUCGAGCCGAGUUUGUACAGAAAAUCUAUCUAGUUUUAGGGAGGACAAACAAACAAACAAACAAAAGUGUAACGAGACAAUCACUAAGUGCAAUUUUCCUGGCAGUUAUGUCUGAACCAAGGUUCCAGUGAAGUUCCUGCUCGGUCAGAUGAUGCAGGGAGCCCCCCCUGCCCACCCCCUCGAGGUGAAGGGCUGCUUUUUUCGCUUCAUAAGCGUUUUAAACCCUGCAGGUCGAGCUCAGGUUUGUUUUGCUGGCACCUUCCAGCCGGGUUCAUGGCUGAGGGCAGGGGGUGCCCCUGCCUUGGCUCCCCGGAGCUCCAGCCUGGGCCCACAUCCAAAAAUGGGGAGUGUCUGCGAGGGGGGAUGAGGAGGAUGGCGAGGAAGGCUCCUGUGUUCACCCCAGGAAUGUGGGUGAGCUGCUCUGAGAGCCCCAGACCCUGGCUGGGCUCUGCUGGCAGCUUUGGGCUCCCUUUCGCCGCCCACCCCAGGCUGCAGCGCCUGCUUCUGCCUCGGUGAGCCGAGUUCAGCUGCCCUGAGCUUCGCCCAGAGGGGCUGGCAGCUCUCCCCACCCAUCAUCUCCCCUUCCAGCUGCCAAAAAUCCUCUGCAGCAUCCGCUGGAGCCCUCCUGGACGCUGUCCCCUUGUGCUGCUCCUUUUUCAUGGCUCUGCUCAGUGCAGCCGACUUUCCCAGAGGGGUGGAUGGACAAACAGCUCCUGGAUUUUGUGUCCAGGUUUCCUUUGGGUUGCUGAGUGCCAAAAGUGUACUGAAUGAACUGGGUUGGGGGUUCUGAGCUGGGGAGGAGCAUUUUGCUCUGUUAGGAAAGGAUGUCCAUGGGAUCCAGGGGAUUUCUCGCUCUGCGUAGGUGCCAGCUGGAAAACAGCUGGAAAUGCAGGCACAGCUGGAUCGCUGGAGCCCUGGCUCUUGGUGCAGCUCAGGAAACCUGGGAUUGGGGUUCAGCCCUGGCUGAGUGCUGCCAGUGCAGGGUUCCUCCUCUGCUGCUUCCCCUCCUGCUUUUUGUGCUGUUCAGGUCAGGCCUGGCUGGAAUUCCUUCUCUUCCCGUUAGGCCGUGCUGGGAGGGCAGCAAAAAACCAGAGGGAGUGCACCCAGAUGGGCAAUUCAAGACCAAAGUCAGUCCAGGCUCAUUGUCCCAGCCCAGGAUCUGGGUGCAGAGCUGGGCCUCGCUCCAGAGAUGACGCUGUUGGAAAAGAGGGUCAGGAUAAGGAGCUCUGGAAAUCCACGGGAGCAGGUGGAGCCAAACCAGGGCUCUUGGAGUUGUGGAAACCAUUCCCUGCUGCUGGGGGUGUGCAGGAGGCUGAGGUGGGCUCCAGGCUGCUCCUCAGCCCCUCAGAAGAGCAGGUGUUGUAUUUUUGAGAUGAUUUCCCCUUUUUUUCCCCUUGCUAAUCCAACAUCAGGCUCGCUGCCCCUGCUCCUCGUUGCUCCGGUGUGGGAGCAGCUCUGCUCCUCCUCUCUCCACUCUGGUGACAUUUCACAGAUCUCCUUGGGCCAAAGCUGUGCUCAAAGUGGGAAACCCAACCACAAAACAAACCCUGUCCCUGCUGUGCUGAACUCUCAGCCCAGGGACUUCUGGAAUAUUUUCUGGAAUAUUCUCAGCUGCUCACCUGAUUCCUCUGCCUGAUGUUGAGGAAUAAACGCAAGACUUUUUUCCAUUAACACUUCAGCUUUUUCGGAUAUAGAGAGAAACUCUGCUGGCCUUUCCUGGUGUCACAUCACCACUUAAUCCCCCAGGAAAAGAUUCCCUAGAGGAGGAAUCUGCCUCUCCUGGUCAGGGGUGGUGGGGCUGGGGGGGUCUGUACAUUAAAUAUGGUCAAAGGUGUGCUUGGGGAAUGGUCAGGGAAGAAUCUAAUUUAAAUCUGAGGAAUAUUGAUGGAAAGAAAAAAACCCCACCUCUUCCCACUGGUUGCACUCCAAUGCAUGCCUACUCUACAGCUGCCUGCAGAUCCUGGUUUACUCUUUUAUUAAAGGAAAAAGACUGUCUUAAUUAUUUAUAGUUCCUAUAACUGACAGAUGUCGACCUAAUGGAUAAAUUAUAUUUGAUUAAAUAAAGAUGACAUUUAUUUAUGUGGA